Molecule: messenger RNA, 1275 nt
Organism: Ostrinia furnacalis (Asian corn borer)
Lineage: Eukaryota; Metazoa; Arthropoda; Insecta; Lepidoptera; Crambidae
Product: coiled-coil domain-containing protein 97
Exons: 1
Coding region: 227-1273 (348 amino acids)
Source: RefSeq, a predicted model, not a curated record
CUGUAAAAAAAAUAUGUCAAAAAUCAUCAACAUUCAUCAUGAGAUUUAGCAAGCACAAUAAAUUUUAAUUUAAUAGAAGAGAUACAGUACACCUACAAUAAUCUGCCGAGUACAUUGUUUUACUAAGAAUUAUUUGGACAUUAUUAGAGAGAGCCACCCAUCCUGCCGAGUAUAAGUAUGUAUUGUUAAUGAUUUUAGUUUCUUCAAACUUUGGAGAUUAACAAGAAUGGACAAAUCUCAAGAACACAGCGAUAUUGAAUAUUCUGAUGAUGACCAGGUUGAUGUCGAUCCUAUAUUCGAUAUAAUUGAUUAUCUAGUAAGAUGUACCAAAAUAUCAUUUAAAAAUGCCCAUGUAAAUGAAGAAGAGGCAAGAACUUCAGAUAAACUACAAAUUGCACAUGAUGUUUAUAAAAAAUCCCCUUUGGAAUUCUUGCUUCGGUAUGGAAAAUACUUGACCCCAAAUCAUAUUCAAUAUUUUGAAAAUGUUAAGGUUCCAGAGGAUAUUAAUCUUAGUAGUUUUCAAGACUGUGUGGAAAAACUUAAAGUGUACCAUUCUGCUGAGUGUAAGCAUAAGAGAGUGAGAAACAGAAGGUACAGAGCUUUACAGAAGUUGCAAAAUGAAUCUGACUAUUUCAGUGAAAAGCAGAUGAUGUCCAGAAAUCCUCUUCUCUAUGAGCAAUUAAUAGGCCAGUAUUUAACAGACGAGGAAAUACAUGAGCGUGAUGGAAUUGAUAGGGAGAACUUGACUUUUCUGGAUUUAAUCUUGGAGACAGUAGAUCGCAAUCAAAUAAGAGAGACCAAAAAUGAGCAAAUGCUUGAGGAAGAUCUUGAAUCAAUGUCCUUAUUGACUGAUCAAGAAAAUGAAAAAAAAUCAAAUGUCAAGAAGAAAAAGCAAUGGGGAGAUUUUGAUACUGUAGAUACAACACCUACUUUUACACCUGAAGUUCGAAAACAGUCAAUGAUAAGUGCUCCUGAGAGGAGAUUAUUGAGAGAAGAAUUCCUUCAUGAAAUGUACAGCAGUUUUGUUGAAGGUAGGGACACAGAUGUUGAUUAUAGCAGUAUUGAUAAUGAUGAACAGUAUGAUGACUUAGACCAACUAUCUCAAGAUGCAGAAGACAAAUACUUUGACUCUGAGACCAAUGAUGUUGAAAAUCUUGAACAACACAUGAAGCUUGUAGAAGAAUAUGGGAAUGCCCCAUCAAAAGACAACACUGCUGAAGAUUCAUUGGAUGUUUUUAUGACUCAUAUAACCAAUAAAGUUAAUAAUGUGUAAUU